AUGCUAUCGUGUUUGUGCGCGGACCCCUGGAACAGCCCAGACGGCGACGAAGUGAAUGUGGACAGCGAUGUCACGACAGGAAAUGAGCCGCCCCAUGUGCAGCCGAAACUGUCCGCGCAACUUCCGCAGUUGACUGCACCAGACGAGGACAUGCCACCGGCUUUCGUGGCGACCGUGUCUGAGGAGAUUCCCGACGUGUUCAUGAUAUCCUUCGCGAAGAUGGAGGGUCAUGCGGGCAUCAGGUUCGGACAUGUCGAGGACUUGCUCGUCGUGGAGGACGUUGGGUCUGACCACAUUGCCCAGUGGAACAGCAUGCAACGAGACGAGAUGGUCCAAGUCCGGAGCAUGGAUCGUGUCGUCGCCGUGAACGACACGAAGGGCAGUGCCGAGGAACUCCUGGCACUCUUCCGGGAGGCGGGCGAGGUCAAGAUCUCCUUGCAGCAUCCCCGGAACUUCGCCAUCGAGCUCCGGCGGGGGAAGGCCAAAGAGAACAGGAAGCUGGGCCUGGAGGUCUCGGCUAGCGAGGGCGACUUGGGCAUCGUUGUCCUGAAGGUUCUGGAGGAGGGCUUGAUCCCGCACUACAACAGCACCGCAGGAAAAGGGAUGCAGAUUCAGGCCUACUCCAGCAUCUAUGCCAUCAAUGGCAAGGCGUGGCCGAGCCUUACGCUCCUGCGCAUGUUGGAGAAGCUGGAGGUGUUCAAGGUCAGUUUGCGAAUGUGGUCAGCAGUCUGA
Molecule: messenger RNA, 732 nt
Organism: Symbiodinium natans
Lineage: Eukaryota; Dinophyceae; Suessiales; Symbiodiniaceae
Source: the annotation of a GenBank genome assembly